Molecule: messenger RNA, 1062 nt
Organism: Penicillium verhagenii
Lineage: Eukaryota; Fungi; Ascomycota; Eurotiomycetes; Eurotiales; Aspergillaceae
Product: arabinogalactan endo-1-4-beta-galactosidase A
Exons: 2
Coding region: 1-1062 (353 amino acids)
Biological process (GO): pectin catabolic process
Molecular function (GO): glucosidase activity
Source: RefSeq, a predicted model, not a curated record
AUGCUUUCUUUGGCCCUUCUCGCUACUCAGCUCCUUGUUCCGGCCGUGUUCGCUAAGCUCUCUCUCCGCGGCGCGGAUAUCUCCUCCUUGCUCGUCGAAGAGGAGGCCGGUUAUACUUACAAAAAUGCGGCUGGAACCACAGAGAAGCUGGAGGUGAUUGCUGCCGGUGUGGGCAUCAACUCUAUUCGUCAGCGUAUCUGGGUCGACCCCACUGAUGGCACCUAUGAUCUUGCCUACAACAUUGAGCUGGCAACCAGAGUCCAGGCGGCCGGUAUGGGAACAUACCUUGAUCUCCAUCUGAGUGAUACAUGGGCAUCCCCCAGUGAGCAGACAGUCCCCACUGGCUGGUCCACCACGGACAUCGACACCCUGACAUGGCAACUAUACAACUACACCCUGCUAGUGUGCAACACGUUCGCCGAGAACGACCUAACAGUCGACAUCAUCUCGAUCGGCAACGAAAUCCGCGCCGGUCUCCUCUGGCCCCUCGGCGAAACCCCCAACUACGACAACAUCGCCAGUCUCCUCCACUCCGGUGCCUGGGGUGUCAAGGACUCCAACCUCGCCACGACCCCCAAGAUCAUGAUCCACCUCGACAACGGCUGGGACUGGGCCGAGCAAGAGUACUUCUACAACGAGGUGCUCGCCUCCACCACCGAUCUCGUGUCCACCGACUUCGACUACAUGGGUAUCUCGUACUACCCCUUCUACAGCUCCUCAGCCACCCUCACCGCGCUGGAGACUAGUAUGAAGGACAUGUACGCGGCCUACGGCAAGGACAUUGUUAUUGUGGAGACCAACUGGCCUGUUUCUUGCCCCGACCCUGAAUACGCUUUCCCGAGCGGUUUGACCUCGAUUCCGUUCUCGGUUGCGGGACAGGAGACCUUCUUGACGGAGUUGGCUACUGUUGUUGAGGCUGUGACGGGUGGCUUGGGUAUUUACUACUGGGAGCCGGCUUGGAUUAACAAUGCGGAUUUGGGAAGUAGCUGUGCCAACAAUUUGUUGGUUAGCACUUCUAAUGAUGAGAUUUACGCUAGCUUUACUGCGCUUGGAGCGCUGUAG